Messenger RNA from Cryptomeria japonica (Japanese cedar), 2122 nucleotides. Its product is annotated as heat shock factor protein HSF24. The record is from RefSeq and is a predicted model, not a curated record. Gene Ontology annotation, biological process: regulation of transcription by RNA polymerase II. Gene Ontology annotation, molecular function: RNA polymerase II cis-regulatory region sequence-specific DNA binding; DNA-binding transcription factor activity. Bases 752 to 1882 code for a protein of 376 amino acids. Lineage: Eukaryota; Viridiplantae; Streptophyta; Pinopsida; Cupressales; Cupressaceae. The transcript is spliced from 2 exons. Gene Ontology annotation, cellular component: nucleus.
GUAAGUCGUAGGACUAGUACUAAAUCGUGUCCCUUCUCUUUGCUGUCAUUGAAUAUUUUAUAGUACUCUUUUCCAUGGAAGAAAUACGAAAGCUUCCAGAACUUCCCCGUGGAACAUUCGUGAUAAUAUAAUUAAUAAAAGUUAGAUAGUCCUUUGUGGGAUUUGUAGGUUUGAACGGUUUUAUGUUGCCCGGGGAUAAAUUUCGAGCGUUCGUUGGAUUGUUGUGUGUUUAAGAUCUUUGCCUAUUUUGGGCAAAGUGGGUUUUCUGUUGCCUGCUGGAAUUUCCAUCUGGGUGUGCUUUUCUGGCGCAGGAUUAUGUAAUUUGGAGUGGGGAAUUGAGUUUUGAUCAUUUGUGAGCUUUGGUUGGAUUGGAUUGUGUUACUUAGGCGAAGUGGGGGACUCAUAGCUGCUCGAAUUUCCAUCUGGGUGUGCUUUGCUGGUGCAGGAUUAUGAAAAAUUGGAGGCAAGAUUGAAUUUUGAUCGCUUGUGGAUUGUUUGACCGAGAGACCAGGAAGGAUUCUAAAAAUAAGGGGCAUAUUGAUAAGUUUGCCAUGGCACCCUAGUUUUGGAAAGGAAAUUGUGUGGUGUCAUGGUGAAUUUGGAAGAUUAAGUGUGUGAAUUGGGAAGUCUGCGAUCGAUGUUUGAUUAGAGUUUUGUAAUUGUGUUUGAGGUAUUGCGAUGAAUAUCAUGUAAAAUUGGUGAUUUUGCUGGCUCCUGAGGCUUGAAAUUGAGGUGCCAGGUGUGCUGUGAAAUGGGGUUUUCAGGGGAACAGAAACAGCCACCGAAUAACGAUGGGGCGGUGGUAGCGGUUGAGUCGUGUCACAGAUCGGUACCGGCUCCGUUUCUGAUCAAGACAUACCAGUUAGUAGAUGACUCCGCCACUGACGACUUGAUUUCAUGGAACGAAGCCGGCACAACGUUUAUAGUCUGGCGGCCUGCAGAAUUUGCCAGAGAUCUGUUGCCUAAUUAUUUCAAGCACAACAAUUUCUCCAGCUUUGUUCGUCAGCUGAAUACUUAUGGUUUCAGGAAGAUUGUUCCAGACAGGUGGGAGUUCUCAAAUGAAUUUUUCCGUAAGGGAGAGAAGCAUUUGCUUUCUGAAAUCCACAGAAGAAAGGGUCUUAUACAGCCCCCUCCUCCAACGGAGAACAGGCCCAUUUCCCCAUCUAACUCAGCUGAUGAGCAAACUUGGUCUUCCACCUCUUCUCCUACCUCCCCCCCCGCAAUAGAAGCUCUUAACAAUAAAAAUGCAGUGGAAGAAAAUGAGAAGCUGAGAAGGGACAAUUAUCAAUUGAUAACUGAGCUGGCACAAAUGAAAAAGCUAUGCAAUCAUCUUCUCCUAUUCUUAUCCCAGCAUGUGAACAUAACCCCAGAUCUGGUAACCAAUUUUCUGUCCCAAAAUGUCUCAUCCUCAGAAAGGCUGGCAAUGCUGGCAAGGUUAAAGGAAUAUCUGGAGCAUCAUGGGGGAGAGGGGAUUCCAAGAGAUUGUCCUGGCAGCUCCUUGAGCUCAGUUCCUUCUCUUGCAAAUGAUAACCAAUAUAUUACUGCUUCAGCAAAAGAAUGCAUUGCCUCAAAGAGGAUGCCUUUUGUAGAUGGUGCGUGUAGAGAAGUAGAAAGGAAAACUUUCAGUUCUGUAAAAAUUGAAGAAGAUGAUGACGAUAAAAGAAGCUCCAAGCUGUUCGGUGUGCCGUUUGUAGAUGGUGUGUGUAGAGAAGUAGAUAGGAAAACUUUCAAUUUUUUAAAAAGUGAAGAAGAUGAUGACAAUAAAGGAAGCCCCAAGCUGUUUGGUGUGCCUUUGGUGAGCAAGAAGAGGCCCCUUCCUGUGUCUAGCAACAAUGGGCAACAAGAACCAUUGGUUUGCAAGAUUGGAAGGUGUACCAACUGACUUUCGGCCCAUCCCUAAUGUGGGUUGCUUAAAUACUACUGUUCCUCCUGUACCACAAAGGUUACAGAUGAAGUUAAGUUCAAUGCCAGGUAAACUGCCUGCAGAUGAACAUUUUGUUCUUAAACCUUCUUAAUAUAUGUAUAUCAAGUGAUUAUAAAAUUUAAUCUUAUGUAACAGUGAAUUCUGUUUGUUCCUGCUGAUUAUGGUUAAAUUUAAUGGUGAAUUUUAAGUUGUUAUUGC